This is a messenger RNA of Sycon ciliatum, 1657 nucleotides long. RefSeq lists its product as uncharacterized. Lineage: Eukaryota; Metazoa; Porifera; Calcarea; Leucosolenida; Sycettidae. The transcript has 7 exons. Gene Ontology annotation, biological process: DNA-templated transcription initiation. Gene Ontology annotation, molecular function: DNA binding; RNA polymerase II general transcription initiation factor activity. Bases 132 to 929 code for a protein of 265 amino acids. The record is from RefSeq and is a predicted model, not a curated record.
UGACUUUCUGUCUUGUUCAGUUUUUUGAUUAUCAGUGUGGUAGUCUGUAGGAAGACGUCUGCAUCUCACCUUUUGCUUUGAAGUUUGAGUGUGGUUGUUUUCAGUGAUAGCUUUUUUCUGCAAGUGGACGAAUGGACGGUGGAGACACAAUGCUGCCUCGCCAGAAUCUUGCGCAGGCGGCUGGCUCAGCUGUACAAAUAGCUUCUCGAGCCAUGGCUUCCAGUGGAUCGUUUCCUGCUGUGGGCGAGGCAGCCUCAACUGGCGAGGUGGCCGCAUCUCAAACCACAUCAGUGGCAGUUCCCCGUCCUUUGGCUGCACCUCCUGCCAGCCCAGCCCUUAGUAUGGUGGGAACGCCAGGUCCGAGCAGUUAUGCGCCGCCAACUCCUUCGGGAAUUAUUCCUCAACUGCAGAAUAUCGUUUCGACUGUAAACCUUGGUUGCAAGCUCAACCUGAAGGAAAUAGCUUUGCACGCUAGAAAUGCGGAGUAUAACCCAAAGCGAUUCGCCGCCGUCAUCAUGAGAAUCCGAGAGCCGAGAACAACUGCGCUUAUAUUCAGCAGCGGAAAAAUGGUGUGCACCGGAGCGAAGAGUGAAGAUCACUCACGUUUAGCUGCGAGGAAAUACGCCAGGGUCAUUCAGAAACUGGGCUUUGACGCAAAGUUCAUGGAUUUCAAGAUCCAGAAUAUGGUCGGUAGCUGCGACGUAAAGUUUCCAAUUAAACUCGAAGGCUUGGUAUUGUCCCAUGGUCAGUUUUCAAGCUACGAACCGGAGCUCUUUCCGGGUCUUAUCUAUCGAAUGGUCAAGCCGCGUAUCGUCCUGCUCAUCUUUGUGUCGGGGAAAGUCGUCUUGACCGGUGCAAAAGUCCGAGCUGAAAUCUACCAGGCCUUCGAGAAUAUCUACCCUAUCCUGAAGGCAUUCCGGAAAACGUAGCUGCUGCCCUGUGCCGUCAGUGUCUUGCUUUGGAUAUAUAUUUUUUCAGCCUUUUAUUGACGUCCGGGAACCCGUGUUUGGCAGUGGCAGUGGCAGGUUCUUUGUGUUCUAUCUCGGCCACUGCGCAUUGGCCUGGUUGAGAGCCACAUAGUUUUCAUGGUCCAUACUCGUCUCGUCUUCCUAACAGCUUUUCUUUUUCUGUCUCUUUUUACUUGUUUCACCAGUAGCUAGCUGUGUGUUUUCUCACACCAGUUUGGAUGUCUGCAACUGCUAGGCUUUUAUAGGACAGCUGAUACUUACUAUUCAUGCCCGUGUUUGUAUCUAAUCUUUAAUCAAGAUGUUUUGAACCGUUAUCUACUGACGUAUCAUUUUUGUAAUUGCGUGUUUUCGUCUGUUACUGUGUUCUUGUGUAGUAUGCCUACAAUUCACCUGGCAUGUCAUUGGGAGGUGCCAAUUCAAAACAUGUGUGUAUUCAUCCUCCCUCUCAUUGUUGUUCAUGGGUGUUGUGUUGUUCUUGUAUCUAAUUCUAACUCGGCCCUUCUCUCCAUCUCAGUCAUGCUAUUCUUUCGUACUAGUGCAGUUUUUUAUUAUAUAUAUAUGCAGCGCAGGCGGUCUUUAUUGUAGGUGUUUUGUUUCCGGCUUAUUGAGUUGUCACGAAAAGCUCUUCAUUCCUCCAACCUCUGUUGGCAUGCAUCUUGGCCACACUGAUGAUGGUAUUGGCACUUGUA